CUCUACCUACCGUAGCUUGACAAUCCUUCUUGCGAUCUCCUCAAUGGACUCGCGGUCCUCUUGCUGAACCAGUGGUCCAAGGCAUCUGCAUUGCCGGUUCACGGCCCCAAAAGUCGUGGCAUGGACAUGCACCAUGAACGCCGAGAUCCCAUUGCAUCGGAGCUGUCUGGAUAGAAGAUGGCGAGCAGUGGAGGACUGACCUCAACCCCCUUGGGUCAGAACCCGGGUUUCAAUUGGAUCUUUUUGGUUGAGCUACUUCUCUGCGGCAUCUUAACUCUCUUCUUCCUGUUUUAUUUCAAUCGAGUCUUUGCGACCCUCGUCUCCUACGGUUUGCGAGCUUGGACGUGGCAUAGAUACCGCGUGUACAUCGACAUCAAAGCCCUCCAGAUCUCCCUUCUGGGUGGAAGAAUAUUCUUUACGGGCUUCAGAUAUUAUGGCAACAAUGAGACUAUUCUGAUCCACAAUGGAUAUAUUACAUGGUGCUAUUGGCUCAGGAAUGUCAGGGAGCUGGAUCUUAGAAAGUCUCCAGUCGUGGGCACUAAGCGCGUUUCUUCGCCAGAUUCCGAAGACGAGAUUCGCAACAGGACAAACAAUAGCGCAGAAGAAGGUGGCCCGAAGAGCCCUGCGAAGCUUCCAUGCCGUCUCAAUGUCACGUUGAACGGUGUGGAGUGGUUCGUUUACAACAGAAGCGCUGCCUAUGAUGCUAUUGUUGCCGGCCUGACAAGAGAUGAUAAUGGAAGCAUUGACAACGAUCCAAAAGCUGCAGGAGAUGCAGAGCUUGAUGGGGUGUUGCGAAAGAGAGGCAAGCGGAAGGAUCCGGAGAAAAGUGUAGAAUCGUCCAAGGAUACGUCCCUCGACCUGGAGAAGGACGAUUCUCCGCUGACAAAAAAGACAAGCCUGGGUGCCUAUGACCGUGACCGCCAAGAUUCAUCUUCAGCGUCGCAGACUGAAGAAAGUGAAAGUUAUGCACGGCCUCACACGAGUCCGGAGGGCGCCUUUAUCCUCCGUUUCCUACCUGUGCAUGUCGACUGUGAGAAGGCUGCCGUCGUCCUCGGAAACGAAAAUACAAAGAGCGUACUCAUCACAAAAGUCGACAGGGCCAGUGGGGAGAUUGAUGCAACGAAGUCUACAACAUUGGACCAGUACAAACAGUUGAUCAACUUCAAAUUCCAGCAUCCGGUAGUUCAGAUGAAACCGAAUGAUGACUACAAAGAAGAUCAAACUACAGCUGCCUCUCGCAUUAAGCGUGGGGAUGCGGAGCAGACCGAUUGCAGAGGACGUCAUAUCCACAGCCAUUCCUUCUUUUAUCGGCAGCGUCGGAAAGCGUGGCACAGACUGCAAGAUCUGGUGCCCGCUUUCCAAAGUUCCGUGGAAUCGAUAUCAUCCAGCGUAUUGGGCCGCCCUCAAACACCUACCGAUGGCGGACCUGGCUCACAUAACUGGCAAGGCCUUUCUAGAUACCUUGAUGAGAGCGAACAGGAUGAUAAAGAUCGCUGGUCUACCAUAGAGUACGCCACAGUAUCCACUAUCGUCGAUAGUCCCGAAGCCAGUAUGAGCUUCUACUGGGAUGUUGUCGGGGUAGUUCAAGUCCAAACAUCCCAGGCCGAGGGCAAGAAAGGUAAAGAAGCCGCAAAUAUAAAUGGCGACACUCCCCCAGAAUGGGGAAUCGAUUUGUUCUUGAAAGGUGCUAUCAUCAACUAUGGGCCUUGGGCCGAUAGACAACGUGCUGAUAUCCAGCGGGUUUUCUUUCCAAGCCUGUGCAAAGAUUCAAGCCCAAGCAAGGACCUUGUUCCAGGACAGUUCAGGGUACCCACAGAAUUCAAAUUAUAUGUGGAGUUUGAUGAAGAGACUACCCUCCGUGUCCCCGUCAGGGAAGAAUCGAAGAAUUGGAAGUGGGUAAAACAAGCAGAUACCAUGGGCGCUAAAGUUGGGGAUCAGAAAAAGAACAGCAAAAGUAGCCGCAAAAGAAAAGCCGACAAAGGAAAGCCUGGUCCUGAGAUUCGGCCCUUCGGGUGGCUCGAUGUCAAAGUUGGGGCCAACGCAACUGUUAGAUAUUCCAUGGACAUGGUUGCAGGGCCUCCUGGAUAUUCAAACAAGCUCGAAUUGGACCUCCCCAACACGGAAAUCACCACAAGUGUCAAUCACGGGCUACUUUGGAGAUCUGUUGCCAAUCGAAUAUCUUGUGAUCUGUCAAAUCCACUGUCAUGGAACAGUCUUCGGACUUGGAAGUUUGAUGUCAACAGCAAUGGACUAGAACUCUUUAUCUUACGAGAGCAUGUAUUCUUGCUCAUAGAUCUUGUUGAUGAUUGGGCUAGUGGUCCUCCACCAGAGUAUCUAACUUUUACCCCAUUCAAUUAUCUGGUCAACCUCCACUUAGAAGGCUUCAGAUUGUAUCUGAAUGUGAACGACUCGAACAUCAUCAACAAUCCGUCUGAUUUUGACGACAACACGUUUAUCAUCAUUUUUGGUUCCGUUCUGGAUGCUGAUGUUUGCAUCCCAUUGAGCACUUACCGGCCAUAUCGAAACGAUAUAACAUUCAAUGUUGAUGCAAAACAAGGCGGGCUUAAUCUCCACAUUCCUCCGUGGAACACUCAAGCAACUUUUUUGAGUUCAACAGAAUUGGCGACACUGAAAGAGCUUGCAAUUCAAGGGAAGUACCAGUAUUGCUCCACUACCACGACUAGCAACACCGAUACCUUACUGCUGAAUGUUCACGGGCAUGCUACUUCUGCACAAUUUUACGGCUUUGUCAUUCGGUACUUUCUCAAGAUCAAAGACAAUUACUUUGGUGAUGACAUAAGAUUCAAGACGCUGGAGGAGUAUCAGGAUGUCCUCCGCGCAAAGCGUGACGGCAACGAGGAGAUAGUCAACCCUCAACCUCCACAUAAAAAGUCCAAUGAUUUGGAUGUGAUUCUGAGCGUUACUGCGGAUGAAUCUAGCGUCAUUCUCCCAUGCAACUUAUACUCUGCUAAGAAUCAUACUCGAAUUGAGAUUGCAAGCCUUGCUGCCGAUCUGAGGUUUACAAACUACUACAUGGACGUGGAAUUCAUACUGCAGACAUUAGCCUUCUCCCAGGGCAGCGAAGAAGAUGGAACUGCAACACCCUUAAGUGCGACAUCCAGCACUCAGCUCUUUGUGGACGGGUUCAGUGUUACUGGCAACCGGCUAUUUGGCUUGCCUCCAACAGAGCCAACUUAUCUUUGCAACUGGGAUUUCGCUGUGGGCUCCGUGACUGGUGAAUGCACAACGGAUUUCUUGGGUCGAUUGGCAAACGGUGGGAGAGCAUUUGCAUUUUCAUUUGAUGAUGACGAGAAUGCACUUCCUCCGCUUUUUGAAGCUGUCUUGCAUGAUAUAACAUUCCUCAGAGCAUCCGUCGAAUCACUUCGGGUAUGGCUGCAUGUGGACGAGGCCGCGUUCCUUCUUUCAACGUCGACUAUAUCGGUGAACUUCAAUGAUUGGGCUGGUUCACACUAUUCGAAGAAACUCAAUCUUCAGAUACCUGACCUAUGCUUUGGCUGUGUUGACGCAGAAUCCGCGUCAAGACACAGGUCAAGAACACAGCACCCAGUUGAAACCCAUGCUUUCAUCAAGACAACACUGUCGCUUGGGAUGAUUCAGAGAAAACUCGGGUUUGAAACGGACCGCCAGCUUCAACAAGAGCACGUUAAACGUCAUGAUCAGCGGACGCAUAGAACCGACUUCCUACUUCAUUACGAUCUCCUCGACGACUCCAUGAUUGUUCCAGUAGAUCCACCUGCCAUGAGCGUGCCGCCAAUGCCCCUCCCAGUCGUUCAGGAUGGCACAACCUGUGCCGAGAAUCGCUCAAUGAGCUCCAAGAAAUCAUCCCUGCGCCAGAAACGGAGUUCUGUGGCUCGGAAAAGCUCCUUCCUCUCCAUUUCGAGUUCGAGCCAGAAAAGUGAGGGCAGUGUCGUUCGUCCACAGAGCUCCCUGAGAAUGAGUGGCUCUCAGACUGCUGAAUCCCGCUCGCGCAGUUUGCAAACUAGUGCUGGCCCCGGGCGCCGGAUCCCUCUAAGGGACGUAUCUGCUGCCUCAACGGGUCGACAGUCCUCUUUUUAUAGUGCUGUUGGGGAGCAUCGGGGAUUGCCACCAUCGACUGUUACAUUUUCCAGCUCAUACAUUGCCCCCUAUUUCCCCUUAGAGGCGGUGGAGCCCGACAGAAGAGAUCUUCCGGACCUUCCCGCGGAUCUGGGGGACGAAGGCUUUUCAAGAGAAAACCUGCUCAGUCUGGACGACAUCCAGCGCGAUAGAGACGACGAAAACGCCACUCACGUUAGCUUUAUUCUCGAGUUGCCGACAGGUAUCACGGGAGUUUUCAAUCCAAAAGCUGCUCAUGCAAUUGCAGGAUUGGUCUCAGCGCUGCAAGCAGUCGAUCCAAGUGACCUUCUCGACGAGCUUCAAAUCAACUCUAUGGGAGAAAUAUUUCGCUCGCAGAAGGAGAAGCUACUCGCGGGCAAAGUGAUGGAUUUCUGUGUCCGCGCACCCGCCAUCAAUCUACGCUUCUUAAACUCCACGAGCCCCGGAAGCCCAACAAGUGUCCAUCCGAAUACGCAUGAUCAGUAUGACUUUGCUCUAUCCAGGCUUGCGAUCACGUCAAGGUCAGAAACGCUUGCGGUCGGGGAUGGGGGAACUACGGAAGGAGUCCGAAAUUCUGAUGUGCUGCAUUUAUCACUCGGCUCGGCAAGUCUUGCAGCUAAGGAACGCUACAACGAUAUAGAAGACCCACAAGCGGCGAUAAAUGCAGUCCUUGAGGACGUUAUCUUCUGGAAUGCAGCAGGUGAACAAACCUUAGUCAACGCCUUCUUCAAAGGCCUCGAGGUUGCUACUGCAAGUAGCAAGGUUGAGUAUCUUGCAUCAUUGUUACAUCGUACAGAAGUCCUAGGAAGCGAACUUGCUGAGACGUUCUCUUCCCGGAUAGAACAACAGCGUAACCGCAUGCAACUUUUUACAUACCUCGUUGCUACCGCCGGACAGGACGCUCCGGAUCCCCAAUUUUUAACCAGGCCUUCCUAUGUCCUCCGAUCAGCCAAUGACCACUUGAGAACAAGUGACUCUUGGAAAAUCAUCACUCGGCUUCACCACAUGUAUGCCAGUCUCAGUCCCGCAAUUCAACAAGAUAUAGCCUUGCGAUGUUUGAGUAAUUCGGAAAUUGUCCCUGGAGAUGCACGAGAACGCGUUUAUACUGGCUUUGCACAAUGGAGAAGCUGGGAUCUAAACAACAUCCACGAAUGUCUUGUGAUGGCAAAGGUUUAUGGAUCAACCGCCGACAGUAAUCCAUCGACACCGCUGGCGCAGCCCGUCAAAUUGUCACUCGCAACCGAAGAUAUUCGACUAGUACUGGAUCCAGGCCCAAAGCAGAACGAGAUAGCACUGUCGGGCGUUAGUGUAACUUUAGAAACCCGGACAUCAACGUCGAUUGCAGAUAUUGACCCGCAAACACACGCACACACUGUUCAAACCACGAUUCUGCAGAUCUUCUGUCAUGAUGUCUCAAUCAACCUCAAUUGGGAGUUGUGUGAAUUGGCUGAGGAUAUCAUGAAAUUGUAUAACCAAAGCGAGUUGCCGUCGGCUCCACGAACUGCAAAACCCCAAUUCCUUGCCAAGUCAUUGUCUGCAGGACCCAAGCCUAGGAAAUGCUUGCAAAUUCUUGUGGCUACCGAGAAAGGCUCCAUCACAAUCGACACCAUCAACCUUAGAGCAACAUCAAUCAGCAAAGGACUAAAAGGAUCUUUUGUCAUGCUUGACCAAGAGACUGGCAAUACGGAAAGAAUGUCUACCUUGGUACUUGCCGCCGACGCUGCUACGUCAAAGGUCAAAAGCCACUCGCAAGAAUUGACGCUGUACCAAUUACGAUACCCGAGUAUUUGUGCUUCUCGCGAGUCCUACAUUCUCAACGAGUCUCCAAUGAACAUCCUAAAAUUUGCUGGCAAUUGUCAACAGUUAUCAUUUGUUGUUCGACAAGACAUCCUAGCUUUGAUCGAAGUGCUGGACCUCGUUGUUGGGGAUGAAGUUAACCAGCUCCAUCGCCUCACGAAGAACGUUCCAACGGGGACGCAAAAUCAACCGCAGACAGAAGUACAUAUCCAAAAGCCUAGCCCAGGAACCAAAGUCAACAUUGCCCUCUUCCUAGAUAUGUAUCACAUCAGCCUGCCACUUCUACACUCUCUAACGUAUAAUGUGUCGGGCGUUGUAGCCAGGGCAUCGGUUGCGGCUCAGCUAGACUCAGAGAUAGUGUUUGAUUUCGAUGUGAAGGAGCACUCCCAUGAUAUUCAAACUCGUGUUGCCAACCAGGCGAAAAGCAUCUCGCUUCUUCAAAUGCCACCAACUAAUGGUCGGGUCUCCUACAAUAUGGCCGAGGAUGAAGAUGUAAUCACUGUCUUCGCUUCGGUUGAGCCGGUUGAGCUGGAUGCUGCCGCUGUUCAUAGCCUUCUCACGGCCCUCAACAGGCCCGAGAUUUCUAGUGUGAUAACUGAAGUACAAGAAGAUCUCAAGGGUGUUCAAACCCACCUCGAAGGAAUAUUUGGUCCGAAAAAGAAACAAUCAUCGCCAACACCAGCAUCCAAAGGAAAACCCUUCAUAUACGAUGCCCAUCUGACCCUGGCUGGCUUUGAUGUCUUUGCCAACGCACAAGGGGCUCAAACAGAUCAGAAGAGCGCAAGAUUGGACUUCAACCUCGGAUGUGUACAAUUAGUAGCUGGUAAUCGUCCAGAGCCCAAUGGCCAAGUCCUAGGCUUCCCAGAAUUACGAGUCAGCCUGCGCCAUAUCAUGUUUGAGCUUUCUCGUUUGAACAAUAACACGAUGGAACCUUGCGGCAAUCUCGCCUUUGCUGCAUUUCUCACAGCCACUUCAAAACAAAAUGAAAAGGGGGACGUGGUUAGAUCCUUUCAUCUCCAGAGCGAUAGCCUCGAAAUCAACCUCUUCGCAGACACCGCGUCAUCAGUGGUUGAUAUUGUAGGUCACCUUCAAGAAAAGAUCAAAGAUCUCGACCUCUCCAGAGAGAAGAAGUAUUUGAGCAAGCUGCGGAAGUCGAAACCUCGCAUAGCAAUCAACGACGCCGACAUGCAAGAGGGAAGUGAUAAUAGCGCACCCGGCUCAACCAUAAUAUUUUCUUCCAUGUACUCCUUAGAACUGGACAAUAUUCAAGUCAGCUGGCUUGUGGGCACAUAUGACAUCAACCAAUCCUCACAACAAGAAAGAGAGAAUCUUGUCUUGUCUUUAAAGCGCAUCCAUCUGUCGACAAGAAAGGAGAAUUCGGCCAGGUUGACAAUUGAAGAUCUUCAAUUACAGAUGGUCCCGGCAUCUCACGAUAAGACUCAAAGAUCACUCAACUCGGCUCUGCUUCCGGAAGUCAUCUUUAAUGUUGGUUAUGUUUCUACUGCAGAUGCACGGCGGCUGGCUUUCCAGGCGGCUGGAAAGUCCCUUGAUUUGCGCUUGACCUCUCAAUUUAUAAUACCUGCGGCAGAACUCAAAAGGUCAAUUGCUUCUGCCGCUGACAAGGUUCAAGCAGCAGCAGCAACAUGGAGCACCCGAGCACCUGGACCGCCAACAGAAUCAAGCCGCCGUCAACCCUUCUUUGGCACAAAGCGAAUGGAAUCUCUGCUCGUCGAUGCGGAUUUUGCAGGUGCGGUUGUGUAUCUCUCCGGGAAACGGGUGCCAGAAACCUCGAAUACAACUUCCGGAAUCCAAAGCGGCAGAGCUUCGCAGGGAGGAAAAUAUGGCCAAUUUACACACACAGAUGCUAGCAGUAACACCGUCCUACGAGCACCAGGACUAGCUUGGAAAGUCGAAUACAAAGACAACGGGCUCGAUGAUCCUUCCUUGAACGCCGAAGUCAAGGUGGAUGCUUCAUCAAACAUCUUGUACCCAUCGGUAGUGCCACUCAUCAUGGAAAUUUCUUCAACAGUCAAAGAGAUCGUCAGCGAGGACGAUGUCAAGAAGCCUUUGCAACCAAAAGCGUCACCACAAAAGUUCAUGAGCGUAGACGAGGACAACAUAUUGACGACUGAUCCUAGCACAGUGCUUGGUAGAACAAGACUUAAUCUUGGCCUCCGUAUUUGUCGUCAAGAAUUCAGUCUAAGUUGCCAACCCAUAGCUCGAGUUGCAGCAACAGCUCGGUUUGACGAUAUCUACAUCACAAUCAAUACAGUCAGGUCAACCGAGCACGGCCAUUUCUUCGCCAUCUCAGCAGCGUUCACGAGUCUCCAGGCAUCUGUUCAGCAUGUUUACUCACGGGAAUCAACUGGAAGCUUCGAGGUCGAAACGGUAUUCCUCUCGUUGAUGAACAGCAAGCAUGUUAGCGGCACGAGUGGCGUUUCAGCAAUCCUGAAGAUAAGUCCAAUGAAAGUCUUGGUGAACGCAAAGCAAUUACAAGAUUUUCUGCUUUUCCGAGAGAUAUGGGUCCCACCGGAGAUACGUCAGACUGCGUCGACUCCGGCACCACCAAGUUCAAGUUUACAAUCACAGACUUACCUUGUUCAGAGGUAUCAGCAAGUUGCAGCCACUGGGGCAUUUCCUUGGAACGCGACGGUCUCAAUCGCGGAACUAGAUGUUCAGUUAGAUCUGGGGCAAGCGAUUGGAAAGUCAGCUUUCAUGAUCUCAAAUUUCUGGAUUUCGUCGAAGAAGAAUUCAGACUGGCAACAAAACCUUUGUUUAGGCUUCCAAAAAGUUGGUGUUGACAGCACCGGUCGGAUGAGUGGAUUCGUAGCUCUCCAAGACUUCAAGAUGCGAACAUCAAUUCAAUGGCCUGCACGUGAAAUGGCCUUGAACCAGACACCUCUCGUCCAAGGCUCCUUGGCAUUCAGCCAAUUGCGGAUCAAAGCUGCUUUCGACUAUCAGGCAUUUUUGGUUGCCGAUAUAACAUCAUUCAGAUUUAUGAUGUAUAACAUCAGGAAUAGUGCUCACGCGAAGGGCGAUCAACUCGUUGCAAUUCUUGAUGGCGAAGCUGUACAAGUCUUCUGCACCACAACCACUGCAUCCCAAGCACUUGCAUUAUAUCAAGCUUUCCAGCGACUGGUCCAGGAGAAGAGGACAAACUACGAGACUUCACUCACGGAAAUCGAGAAGUUUAUGAAGCGCAAAUCUGUGGCCCAUCCAGCCUCACCUCCAGCCCAGCGAACACUAGAAACCGUACAUGAAGACAAGGUUGCAAAGUCUCCCAUCUCCCUCCACACCGAUGUACUGGUCACCCUCAAUGCGGUAAAUAUGGGGGUUUUCCCGAAUACCUUCUCUGACCACCAGGUUUUCAAGCUUGAAGCUCUGAAUGCGCAAGCUCGAUUUGCCGUGACCAUGGACAACGGGAAGAUUCACAGCAUCUUAGGUCUCACGCUUGGGCAACUUCGAAUUGGUCUUGCAGGAGUCAAGAAACCGGACCUACCGAAAUCCGUUGGCGACAUGUCAGUUGAGGAUGUUGUCGCCAGUGCCACCGGCUCGCGUGGUGGAACCAUUCUCAAGGUGCCGAAGGUUGAAGCAACCAUGCAAACUUGGCAAGUUCCCGGUUCAAAUCACAUCGAUUAUAUCUUCAAGAGCUCCUUUGAAGGCAAGGUGGAGGUUGGCUGGAAUUAUUCUCGGAUCAGCUAUAUUCGCGGCAUGUGGGCUUCGCACUCCAAGGCUUUGGCUCAAAGACUAGGAAAGCCUCUUCCUCCAUCUGCAGUCAAGAUUACAGGCGUCCCAGACGAGGAGAGCAGGAAAGAAGGCGAGCAGCAGAAAAUUACUGCCGAGGUCAACGUGCCCCAGUCAAAGUAUGAUUAUACGGCAUUGGAACCACCUAUCAUUGAAACGCCUCAGCUGAGGGAUAUGGGUGAAGCUACGCCACCAUUGGAAUGGAUAGGACUUCAUCGUGAUAGACUACCUAACCUGACUCACCAGAUUGUGAUUGUGACUCUGCUGGAAGUGGCCAGCGAGGUGGAAGAUGCUUAUGGGAAGAUCUUAGGAUCCUCUUGAUUCAUCUCUAUUGUACAUAUGACGAUUCGUGUAUUUAGCAGAGCAGAGCAGAGCAGAGCAUCGGAGUUGGGGAUGGCAAAGCACACGCCGGGUCAUUGGUCGAGGCGUUUUCUUGCCUUUCCCCCGGGUAAAAGGAGUGUCCGUAUACUUAAUUCAUAAGCACCUUCCAUGGUCU
Molecule: messenger RNA, 10132 nt
Organism: Hyaloscypha bicolor E
Lineage: Eukaryota; Fungi; Ascomycota; Leotiomycetes; Helotiales; Hyaloscyphaceae
Exons: 4
Coding region: 178-9957 (3259 amino acids)
Biological process (GO): fermentation
Cellular component (GO): membrane
Source: RefSeq, a predicted model, not a curated record